Darwinula stevensoni is the source of this 1126-nucleotide messenger RNA. The record is from the annotation of a GenBank genome assembly. Lineage: Eukaryota; Metazoa; Arthropoda; Ostracoda; Podocopida; Darwinulidae.
UUAUUUUAUGCAUUCUUCAAAUGACCCCCUUAUCAAAAUGCGUGCCAUCACCAAGCAAUAUGGCGAGGGCGAAGCACAAUUUUUUGCCCUUAAAGGGGUUGAUGUUGAUAUUCAUGAAGGUGAGUUUGUUGCCAUUAUGGGGCCUUCUGGUUCGGGUAAAUCGACAUUUGCCAACCUACUUGGUUUUUUAGAUCGCCCAACCUCUGGCGCGUAUUAUUUUAAGGGGCGCGAUAUGGCCAACCUUGACAAUAAUGAACGUGCGUUGAUUCGUCGUCAUUAUAUUGGUUAUAUUUUUCAAGGAUUUUACCUUUUAGCACGAACCUCCAGCCAAGAAAAUGUUGAAUUACCUUUGUUGUACCGUGGUGUUGCUGCCAAAGAACGCAAAGACCGUGCUUUAGCCGCCUUGGCCCUGGUCGGUUUACAAGGCAAAGAGCGUAACACCCCCGCGCAACUCUCUGGUGGGCAACAACAGAGGGUUGCCAUUGCUAGAGCCUUGGUAACAGACCCCCUUAUUUUAUUAGCGGACGAACCUACUGGAAAUCUUGACUCAGAGCGUAGCCAAGAAGUCAUGGAGUUUUUGCAAAACCUUAAUCAAACACGCAAGAUUACCAUUGUGAUGGUCACCCAUGAACCUGAAAUGGCAGCUUUUGCCGAUCGAAUCAUUCAUUUUGUUGAUGGCAAUAUUCAAACGUUGCGGGAAAUUCGCCGUAAUCUGAUGCGGGCAUUUCUGACCACAUUAGGCAUUGUGAUUGGUGUAUCCUCAGUCAUUACUAUGGUGACUUUAGGUAACGGUGCGACCCAAUCGAUUACGACUCAAGUGCAAAGUUUAGGUAGCAACUUAAUUAUGAUUCGCCCAAUUCGCGGUAUGGCGGGGACGGGAGGACGCAGUGGUGGCAAUUUUAAAAUGAGUGAUGUUGAGGCCAUUAAAGCAUUGCCCAAUAUUAACGCAGUAGCCCCCACCAUUCAACGCAGUGCCAGAGCUAUUUAUCAGCAAAACAACUGGUCAACGACCGUCGUUGGCACCACACCCGACUACUUAACCGUCGGUGCAUGGCAAUUAGAGAGUGGUCGAUUGUUUACCGACAGUGAAGCACGAGUGGGAAAAGCUUUGUGUAUUAUCGGCCAA